AUGGGACGUGGUGAGAAGAAAUCGGAUGACAACGAUUCAUACGCCAAGUUCUUGAAGAACAGGAAGCCAGUCGACGCCAAAGUCGAGGCUGCAGAGAUGGACGAAGGUGGAGCUGAUAAUGACGUCGGCGGAGGGAUGACAACCGUCACAUGGAGUUCCGACGAGGAUAUUGCUUUGCUGAAUGCGUUGAAAGCGUUUGUGUGA
This is a messenger RNA of Linum trigynum, 204 nucleotides long. NCBI's taxonomy places the organism in Eukaryota, Viridiplantae, Streptophyta, Magnoliopsida, Malpighiales, Linaceae. The record is from the annotation of a GenBank genome assembly.